This is a messenger RNA of Panthera uncia (snow leopard), 7448 nucleotides long. It is a transcript of the gene TRMO, whose product is annotated as tRNA methyltransferase O. The record is from RefSeq and is a predicted model, not a curated record. The transcript is spliced from 5 exons. The coding region runs from base 424 to 1524 and encodes 366 amino acids. NCBI's taxonomy places the organism in Eukaryota, Metazoa, Chordata, Mammalia, Carnivora, Felidae.
GAAUCGAAGUGCGUCAUUGUACUUACCGCGAAGCCACGGAUCACGUGCACCAGCGACCACGUGAUUUUGCUGAGGCGAGCGGGAUGAUGUCAUCUGUUCUGGGUAGCUGUGGUUGGCUUGGUUUAGGCGUGAUGGCCGGAACAGCCACGUGCAGUGUAACGGCCUUUCUCUCAGGGGGUUCUUGCGCCUGUGGGAGAGAUAGGAUGUGAACGUUGGUGUUAACGCGCGUUAGGAACUAAUAAAUGCCCCAAGAGAGAGGCCUCCUGUGCUGUAGGAAGGAAUCUUUUAACUGAGCCAGUUGGCUACUUGGAAUCCUGUUUCUCAGCCAAGAAUGGUACUCCAAGGCAGCCAUCUGUUUGUAGCCAUUCGCGAGCUUGUUUGAGAAUUCGGAAGAGCAUCUUUAAUAAUCCUGAACAUUCCUUGAUGGGCUUAGAACAGUUUUCUCAUGUUUGGAUUUUGUUUGUUUUUCACAAAAAUGGUCAUUUGAGCUGUAAGGCAAAAGUGCAGCCUCCUAGGCUGAAUGGUGCAAAGACUGGAGUUUUCUCCACAAGGAGCCCUCAUCGUCCCAAUGCAAUAGGAUUGACUCUGGCCAAGCUGGAAAAGGUAGAAGGUGGAGCCAUAUACCUUUCUGGAAUUGACAUGAUUCAUGGCACACCUGUCCUAGACAUAAAGCCCUACAUAGCUGAGUAUGACUCACCACAAAAUUUGAUUGAACAUUUACAGGACUUUAAUUUACAGAAUAACCAAUAUAAGCACCCAAACACGCCCCGGUCCGGUGGCAAGACUGACAGCUGUGACCAGCAACAGCUCUCAAGGUAUGAUAAACCACAAUACUAUGGUCACACUGAGGAGAAACUUAAAUGUGCCGAAGACAGAACUUCAGGAGAAAACUAUAUGAAAUGUGACAGCUCAACACAAAUCCGGCGAAACUCCCCUAAGCACAGAGAGAUAGUGGGAGAUUUGGGUGUCGAAUCCAGAAGUGAUCAGAGUCCAAGUGUGGCAGAAGAGCAAAUCGGCCCAUAUUUCCUGGAGAAGAGGGGUACAGAAAGGAGGCAAAGGAGAGGGAAAGAAGCAGUGAUUGCACAAGGAAGUAGUACAGAGGUCCAGCCUGUGGUCCUUCACUGCCGUCCCAGGAGGGCUGAUGCAGCCCACUGCAGCGUGGUCCCCGCGUGGGUGAGAGAGGCCCCUGUGGCCACCUUGGAAGUGCGGUUUACUCCUCACGCAGAGAUGGAUCUUGAGCACCUCAGUUCAGGAGGUGUACCAGAUGGCAGUCAGUCUUCAUUUAAAUAUUUUCAAUCAGCAGAGGAAGCAAGGCAUGCCAUUGAGGCUGUGCUGUCAGCUGACCCUCGGUCUGUGUAUCGACGGAAGCUCUGCCAGGAUCGCCUUUUCUACUUUACUGUAGACAUAGCGCAUGUCACUUGCUGGUUUGGUGAUGGCUUUGCAGAGGUUCUAAGGAUCAAGCCAGCUUCGAAGCCUAUUCAAAUGACUGACCCUACAGAGUCCUUGGUGUCUCUGGGAUCGUAAGUAGCCUCUAUCGUGUGUUUUAAACAGCCUAAUUGACUUUGGAUGGGGCUGUUGGAUUAUCUGCAUGAACUAACAAUGUGCCGCCUUUGCAAAAAGAAGCAACACUUUGUGAUCUCAUUGCUUUGAUUGAUUUAGGUUGUUCAAAAUAUUUAUUUGAAAAACCUAUAUUUUAAUAAAGUGAGAGAUGUAAAAUUUAGAGAAGUUGCCAUAUGCUUUUCAGUUGGUUAAUGUUGAAGAAUCCAAAGGUGUUGAUGUCUCAUUGAUUUCUGAAAGAAGCUGAUUAUUCUUGGCACUUGGUAAAACUGGGCGGAGAGCAUUCUAGCAGGAACUUACAAGCUAAGGGGAUCUGUUCAACAAUUCAUACUGGUUUUCUUGUCUGGAAUAGUUUGACCCCUCUAUUUUAUUUUAAAUCAAACUGAGUUAACAUUGUUUUAAGAAACUAACAGAUCUGGGGCACCUGGGUGGCCCAGUUGAUAGAGUGUCCGGUUUUGGCUCAGGUCAUGAUCUCACAGUUUGUGAGUUUGAGCCCCGCGUCAGGCUGUGUGCUGACAGCUUGGAGCCUGGAGCCUGUUUCGGAUUCUGUGUCUCCCUCUCUCUCUGCUCCUCCCCUGCUUGUGCUUGGUUUCUCUCUCCUCUCUCUCUCUCUCUCUCAAAAAUAAAUAAACAUUAAAAAAAAAUAAAAAAAACGAAACUAACAGAUCGAACACAAGUGGUUGUAAAGAUUUUUAGAGAUUAAACCCCUGUAUAUCAGAGACUUUGGCCCAUACACAUAUAUAUGUAUGUAGUAUGCAUAUAUUUAAUCCUGAUUCCAAAAUAGACACUCUGAAGUUUCUCUGGAUGUCUUUGUAUCAGAAAAGAAAGUCACUCCAGAGGUCCAAGAAAAUAACUUAAUUACCGGGUUAUUUCUUACUUAUUGUGUAUUUACUGAAAAGCUACUGUGGGUUAGGUUUUGGUGAUAAAAGGAGGUAAAAACAAGAUGCAGUUCUUGUUGCAGGUCAUAGUUAGGGGAGGAAUUAUUUUAUUACAGUUAGAUAAAUAUAGUAAUUAAGUCUGUUCAUGGUUCCUGUGUAGUACCAUGUAGGAAGCAGUUGUAAGAAUGUAUUGCCUAUAGGUGAUUUUAAUGAUGUGAUCCCAGAUAACUGAAGAUUUAUGAUCAGCAUAACCAAAUUAGAUACCUGUCAACAUGAGAGGCUUUCCUAAUCACAACUGUAAAUCUUUUUUCUUUAAUUUUUUUUUUAACGUUUAUUCAUUUUUGAGAGACACAGAGAGACAGCAUGAGUGGGGAAGGGGCAGAGAGAGAGGGAGACACAGAAUCUGAAACAGGCUCCAGGCUCUGAGCAGUCAGCACAGAGCCCGACACGGGGCUCGAACUCAUGAACUGUGAGAUCAUGACCUGAGCCAAAGUCGGCCGCUUAACCAACUGAGCCACCCAGGCGCCCCACAACUGUAAAUCUUAAUAGCUGAUUGGUCAUGGUUUUGAAAUGAGUCCUGCUGCCUGUAGAUACUUGGACAGAGUCAUUUGCGGCUGAUGACACUGCACUCUUGAACCAAACUGGAUUGCCUUUGAGGUUGCUUAUAACCUCUUGGGGAAGUAUCUUUAAUUUGAUUUUUAAAAUCUCUUUAUUUUGAGAUAAUUACAGAUUCACAGGAAGUUGCAAAAAUAGUGUAGAGGCCAUGUGUACCCUUCACCUGGCUGCUUCCCAUGGUAACAUCUUACAUAAACUGUAGUAUAAUGUUAAAACUAGGAAGUUGACAUUGGUAUAAUCUUUUAUUUCGAUUUUGAUGCCUUUUCUCUUAAAAUUAUUUUGAGACUAAAUCAGGGCUUGAAGCACAAAAUGUUGAUAUUUGAUAUUGAAAAAAUAGUCUGAGGAUGAUAACAACCAGCCUUCUAGCAACAGGACUGUUCAGUUGUUUGAGAUUUUAAUAUACAUUCUCAGGAUUUUAGAACUAAAAUCCUAAAUAUAAUCCAGGUUAGUUCUCUGCCCACUUACCAGUCUCUUCAGUAUUCCCAGUGUUUGGCCUUUAAGCCCCCACUUAAACCCCUCAGUGAUGAUCCUUCACCCCUGCUCUUUGUAGUUCAUUAUGUAUGAUAGUGCUCAUUAUUAAAAUACUCUUCCUUUCUAUGAGAUAAAGUCUGUUCCCUGAUAACCACUGUUAUGUAGAGGGGCCACAUAACAUAUGGCUGAUAGUGCCCUUGUGUUAGCCUGUCAGAUAUUAUUCUAGCUCCCUACCCCUCAGUCCUGUCUCUCUGCUGAGCCACCCCCCCCGCCCCGUUUCCUUCAGCUCUUUCUCAUUUAACAUGAUGUUAAGCCUCUCCCCACUCCCAAUCUUUGAAUCCCCCAUGUGAGCUUUUGUCUCUAGGUAUGCAUUUUCAGUGUCCUGUUGUGAGGCAGUUUGGAUCUCUAAGUCAUGAACUUCCAUCCCUCAUAAAGAGAAAUAGUUUGAAGUAAGUCUUACAUUCCUUUUCAUUGUGGGAACUUUUCCAGAAGAAGGAGGUACAGUACUCUGUAUCGACCUUAAAUUUUAGCCUUUGCUUUUUGGUGCCUGUAGGGGGAGCCCUUGAUAACUGUUUCUUUUCAUUUCACUAGACUGGAGAUAAAUUCCAGUUAUUCAAGCUGUUUAGGUAAUUUUGGCUUUCAGCCCACUUGUCCCAGCUUUCCUGAACGGUAACUUCCACAAGAAAUACUGAUGCUUAUCAAUCUCUUAUAGGAAUAGAUUAGAGGAUGUGUGGCAUUUAUUAAAUCUUUAAAUUGUAGCUUGGCUUAAGGGCUGGCAUGGAUUAUUUCAGCAUGUGGAGGCUGUUCACAACCAGAAAGACUCAUUAGCCAAACCUCUGAGCAUGCAUAUACAUGGUAUUCAUGCUUUUUAUGUAUUUGUGACUUUUUUCUUUGGAGAGAAGAAAAUGGAGCUAAAGAUACAAAUCAACCUCUUGUUGGUAGUUUCCUUUUUGUGAUAGAGUCCCAAAGAAGGCAGGUGAAGACUCAGUAAUGAAAUCUGUAUCAGUUACUGAACUUCUUUCCUGUCCUUGGCAUGAGGGUACAUGCUUUUUCAUACAUUGGUCAGAGGUUAAGUAACAUGCUCAAGCUCACACAGCUGGUCAGCCAUGCAUGGAGGAUUUCAACCCAUCCAGUCUGGCCCCAGAGUUGGCUCCCUUCCCAGCAUGGCUCUGCUGCCUCCCCCUUGCAGAUACAGAUGCCCAGCAAACCAUGCUGGUUUAUUUGACGGGUCAACAAUUUCAUGUGCUUAGUAAGUGUAGGACACUUAGAGUGAUGUUCAUGGGAAUCCAGCCACUAAAUGAAGAACAGGGGGAGGAAUGAGAGUAGAAAUGCCCAUUCCAGAUCUCCGUGGGACCUCCUGGGAAGUAGCAUGGGAGAUGUGGAGAACACUGACUUUGGCCUCAGAAACUUCAAGUGCUGUUUUCUGCUCUGCCCUGUGCUAGCUUUGUGACCUACAGCAAGUCAUUUUACCCAUAUCCAAGUUCCCACCCUUUGUUGUUCCAAGGAUAAUGCUUGGGAAGGUAUUUUCUAAACUCUUCAGUGGUCUACAAAUUUAGGUAAUAUUUUUAUUGUGCCUGUUAUUACUGACACCCUUUCUGGCUUACCUGCCUGGACAAGCAGACUCAAGGGAACCAAGGGGUCCUUAAAAUACAAUGUGUGGGUGACCUCUGUUUUGUUUUAAUUACAGUUUUUUUGUUUUUUGUUUUUAGUAAGUAGACUUCAUACGCAGCAUGGAGCCCAACACAGGUCUUGAACUCACGGCCCUGAAAUUAAGACCUGAGCUGACAUCAAGUGUUGGAUGCUUAACUGACUGAGCCACCCACGUGCCUCCAGAAUUUUUUUAAAGGACUCCUGUUAGCAAGUUAUAGGAUAUUUUGCUAAGGGAGAUAUCACAAAGUGUCCUACCUUAAAAACCCAGGUGACAUUAAGCCACAUGCCUAGGGCAACGUCUUCCUUCCACCUGGCCUUCCCUUCUGGGAUUGCACAUGAGCUGCCUUCCCUGCCUGUGUGUACAAUCAGAAGACCAACCCCUUUCUCACACAUGAUCCUCUCAAGUGUCCUUGGUCUUCUACCUUCUUUCCUGAUUCCAGCCCAGAUACUUCAGGAAAAUCUUUGCAUUUCUUUUCUUUUUCCUUCUUUUCAAGUUUUUAUUUAAGUUCUAGUUAAUUAACAUGUAUGACAAAACUGGUUUCAGGUGCAGAAUUUAGUGAUUCAUCACUUAUAUAUCUGUAUUUAUUUUAUAAUAAAAUAAAAUUGUAGUCAUGGUAUGAAAUUAUUAAGGUAAGUUCUACCUCUUUGACAAAGAAGAAGCAAGUCAUAAGGAUUAAAGCUCAAUGAAAUAUGACAGGGUUUUUUUGUUGUUAAAAUAAGGCUCCUGGACGCCUGGGGUGGCUCAGUCAGUUAAACAUCCGACUCUUGAUUUCGACUCAGGACAUGAUCUCACAGUUUGUGAGUUUGAGCCCCGCAUCAGGCUCUGCACUGACAGCUGUGCAGAACUUGCUUGGGGUUCUGUCUUCCUUUCUCUCUGCCCUUCCCCUGCUUGCACGUGUACACAUGUGCUCUCUCUGUCUCUCAAAAAUAAACAUUAAAAAAUAAUAAUAAUAAAUAAGGCUCCUAAUAUAGGUAGUCACCAAAUGACUCUCCAGCAUCCACUCUAUUCUACUCUGUGUCUUCUCCACCUUUGUAGGUUCUAGCAGGUAUAAUUCACAGAGAAUUCAAGGGUUAGGUCAGUGCAUGUGACUGUGAACAGGCACAAAAAAAGCCUUUUUGAUGUGCAUAGGAGGUAAAAAUUCAGUGAUCCACUCUGUUUUUUGAUGGAGGGGGCCACUUGUCCAGUGAACUCUCAUACCACACUAACCAGUCAGUUUUGAGUCAAUGUGUGUUUGUGUUAUGCUGACAAAAAAGGUAGGAUUGUAUGUAACACAGUGUCAUCUACCUGUGCUGCCUUGUAGAUCACUUGAGAAUUCUAUCAGAUUCUUUGCUAAAUCAUGCAAUUCAAGAUCUAUAAACCUUUUUUUAUUCAGUGUUAACAGUUUCUAUUUAAAAAAAAAAAUUACCCGCAUGCUAAACACUGCAGAACUGUCUAAUAAUUCUUCACAUUGGUAGAGACACUAUGGUUUACAAAGCAAUUUAAAGUAUAUUAUCUCUUUUGGCAUCUUAAACCCAUUAUGGGUUAAUCUUGCUUCUGAGACCUAAGCUUGGCACCUAACUGCUAUUUAGAACAGGGGUCAGCAAGCUAUAAUCCAAAGGCCGACUUUGGCCCAUGCCCUGUUUUUGUGUAACAGCCUAAGAGCUAAGAUUGGUCUUUACGUUUUAAAUUUUUUUUUUUAACGUUUAUUUAUUUUUGAGACCGAGAGAGACAGAGCAUGAACGGGGAGGGUCAGAGAGAGAGGGAGACACAGAAUCUGAAACAGGCUCCAGGCUCUGAGCAGUCAGCACAGAGCCCGACGCGGGGCUCGAACUCACGGACCGCCAGAUUGUGACCUGAGCCGAAGUCGGACGCUUAACCGACUGAGCCACCCAGGCGCCCCAACGUUUUAAAAAGAUUGUAAACAAAAACAAAAAAAACAAGAACAUGUGACAGAGAGUGUGGCCUGCAGAGCUAAAAAUACUUAUAUUUGGCCCUUUGUAGAAAAGGUUUGUUGACCCUGAUUUAGAAUAUUACUCCUCUGAAAAGAUGUUUUGAGUUCCAGAAAGGUUAUUUACAAAUUAAGUUUUUGGGUUAUUACAUGCUUCUAAAUCAGGGAUUACCUAUGUUUUUGAAAGGACCUAGUCAUAUAGCCAUGUGAGAAAACUUACAAAUAUGACAUAAGUACCAUGUAUGUUUUAAAAUAUCCUAUUUUUAUGUAUAAAAUGAGGUUGUACAAGUCCAUGUUUACACACAUGUAGAACAUUUCUGGAAGGAUAAAUAAAAAUAUGCUAACAGUG